Molecule: messenger RNA, 1565 nt
Organism: Amborella trichopoda
Lineage: Eukaryota; Viridiplantae; Streptophyta; Magnoliopsida; Amborellales; Amborellaceae
Source: RefSeq, a predicted model, not a curated record
AUUUUGUUAUUGGAGAGAUUUGCAGUGAAAGGUUGAUUGAGCUUUCAUUGGUUGUCUGAUUGAAUUUUCCGUUUUUUUUGGUUUUUCUUCUAAUGGAGGAGGGUCUGGUUAACUUUGUGUAUUCUUUUUCUCGGGACUUGUAACUGAAUUUGUUGGGUUUGCAAAAGAAUUUGGGUUUGGAGUUUAUCAGCAUUUGGCUUGAGGUUUUUUUCUAUUUUUUUCCAUGCGACAUUAAGCUGGAACCUUCCCAAAUAUGCUAUUCCUUUGAUGUGUUUUAGGUCAUUUAUUGAUCGUCUGAUUGUUAAUUUUUGUGGAUCGGAAAUUGGAGGGCCCAAGUUACGUCUCUCUGCGCAAACAUUUAGUUCUCUGGAUUUUCAAGAAUCGAGUGUGGCUAUGGAUUCCAUAAAGAAACCUUUGGGGUUGAACAAUCCUCCAGGGUUGAAUAAGAAUCUUUAUCCACCCAUAGAACCAUACAGUGUUGGAUUUCUGAAGGUUUCAGACAUUCAUACCAUAUAUUGGGAGCAAUCGGGGAAUCCUGAUGGACAUCCAGUUGUGUUUCUUCAUGGAGGACCAGGAGCAGGAACAUCACCAAAUAAUAGAAGAUUCUUUGACCCUGAAUUUUAUCGUAUUAUACUUUUUGAUCAGCGAGGUGCAGGUAAAAGUACACCACAUGCAUGUUUGGAAAAUAACACUACAUGGGACCUCAUUUCUGACAUUGAAAAACUUAAGGAACACUUGGGAAUUCUAGAAUGGCAGGUUUUUGGUGGAUCAUGGGGAAGUACGUUAGCUCUUGCUUACAGCCAAUCCCAUCCCGAAAAGGUUACUGGUCUGGUGCUUAGAGGAAUUUUCCUAUUGAGGAAGAAGGAGCUUGACUGGUUUUAUGAGGGAGGAGCAGCUGCUAUUUUCCCUGAUGCAUGGGAGCCUUUCAGAGAUUUCAUUCCACAAGAAGAGAGGAGUUGUUUCAUUCAUGCCUAUAGCAAAAGGCUGAAUUCGAAGGAUCUUGAGGAACAGAUAAAGGCUGCUAAAAUUUGGACCAAUUGGGAAAUGAUGACUGCACACCUUCUUCCUAAUGAAGAGAACAGUAAAAGAGGAGACGAUGAAAACUUUUCACUGGCAUUUGCACGGAUUGAAAAUCAUUAUUUUGUGAACAAGGGUUUUCUUCCUUCAGAGACAUUCUUACUGGAUGGCAUUGAUAAAAUAAGACAUAUUACAACCGUAAUUGUGCAGGGAAGAUAUGAUGUUUGCUGCCCUAUGACAUCAGCAUGGGAUCUUCAUAAAGCAUGGCCAGAGGCACAAUUUGAGGUAGUCCCAGACGCAGGGCACUCUGCAAAUGAACCAGGAAUAGCCGCAAUGCUCGUGGCAGCAAAUGAGAAACUCAAAAACAAAUACACAGGGAAAUGAAGUUAGAGAGAGAGAGGUUGCUGGAAGAAAAAAAAAAAUGACCAAAGCUUGUUUGAGCUCUGUAUCUGGUGUCCAUGCAAAAUAAUUUUGAAAGUGAAAUAUGGAAUGAAAUGAAAAACUGUUGCAUCUACAGGUUAACGUUUACAGUUAGAGCGUAUAUUUGU